AGGUUCCUUUUUGUGUCAAGUGCAUCCUCGCAACCCUGCCCCUGUAGUCUUCCAUAUUCCAUUCUAGCCUCGAGUCUUCUAUAGUAUACUUCGGUUCCUUUGCUACAUCUUUUAAUUCUCUUUCUAACGUUGCCUGUUUUCAACAUCAUCAGCUCUUGAUUCUUGAAAUCGAACCCGGCAGUUCUUGUUCUACGAAUAUUAUCGAACUGUAACUGAUAAAUACGUACCAAGAUCAUGAACUGCUACUGCUCGGCAUCUUCAACGGAUUCAACAUACCAUCGUGUUACCGUUUGCCGUAAUAAAUAUUUUUAUCUGACUAAGAAUUAUCACGCUUAGGAUGGGCAUGGGGGAUGGGUCGGUAGGAUCGGGAAUAUUACUAGCAUGGCCUAGAAGUGUUUUUUGAACCCCUGGCAGCUUCGCGUCCAUGUCCUGCUACCUGCUGCGUUCCUAAUUUAUUUUUCUUAGAUGUUCGAAGAAUUUUGACUCUGUGCCAGAGGAAAGUACAAGUAGAAUAAAGAUAAACUAGUAUGUUGAAGUGUUAGACUUCGUUGAGUGGAUAAAAUAGUAGAAGCAAGUCGGUGCCACAUGACUCAUGUCAUAGCUUAUGAGAAAGACGUGAGAUAUAUUGUUUUUAUCGACGCAUUGUCCGACUGCUGGCUCGUGCUUCCUUGUCAGCACUCUGAGUCGCGAUCAUGUUGCAGACAUUGCAAAGCCCGAACGACCUGGAGUAUCGGAGUGAGACAUCCGAGGGCACGAUCUCUGAGUCUGACGCGACCUCGGUAACCAGUCGGAAAAGCACACUAUCGCGUAUUUCGACCUCUGAAAGCGACAAGCCGGACUAUGUGGGAUAUGCUAGGUAAUGAGAACUUUCGUCACUUCAUACCUAGAUCCGCUGCUGCAUGAGGCAAUUGCAACAAUCUUUUGGCUGAAAUCUGAUUUUCCAAUAGAGGACGUCCCCGUCGUCAAGAAAGCAAGAUGAACGGUUUCCUAAAAAUUGAUGAACUUGGUUUAGGUCCACGUGGUACUCUCGUCGUCGAUCUUCUUCAUCUUUUCUAAUAUCCUAUUCCUAGCAAGGAUAACAGUAAAAACACGAACACUAAAGAUCAAUCAUGAAACAAGGUUCGCCCCCAAUGCUCUCCCAACCGAAGUUCACAAUACCGAAGAGCAGCGCGAAGAUCCAUGGGAAAAGAUCACGAGUCGCGAUGGCAUCGACUACUACUACAAUUGGUACACGGGUAUGGUUCGUUAUGACCCACCGGGGUCCGCAGAGGCUAGUGGACGCUCGGGAGGGAGACUCAGAGAAGAAGAUGCGCUGGUAGCACGUGCCGAGAGAACGAAUCCACACUACAAAUCGCUACGCAGAGGGAAGGAAGCGGUGCAAAUAUUUUUUUUUCUAUACACUGUAAAUGUGUAUAAUAAUCUUGUUUGGAUGCAGUGCGACUAAAGAGUGAUAGGAUGAAUAAAAUAUAUAUCCUAGAAGGAGAGCUACAACAUGAUCUGGCUCUAGAAAUAUAUUUAUAGAGGAAAAAGUUUGGUUGUUUGAUGUUUCCAUUGGAAGUUCGAUGAGAAUUAUUCGCUUCCACAUUUUCAACAGGGAUCAUUUUCUACAGUGACCAACCUACUUCUUUUUCAUUUCGUCCUCCGUCACCAGGCAGAAACCUUGGACGAGCCUCCCGAGAGUAUCCUCACUGUGACGAAAUACAGAGGUCGUGCGCCAUGGAAGGCUUAUUUCGACAGGCAAACACGCACGUCAUUCUGGAAAGAUGCUAAAGGAAAGCGGCAACUCUCAAAUGACGUGCCACGCUGGUUUGGUCCGAUAACACUGCAUGUGUAAUGGGGAUCCGCAUCUUUUGCUCGUGUAAGACUAAGAUUGUGAUGACACAAUGGAUAUGGAUGCACCACCAGGGAUUGGCUUGCCGCUAAAGUUGUUUAGAUUCGCUGUAGUACUACUUGUAUAGAAAUGAAAAAUCCACUUCCACUCCUUAAUCUUAUUGUAGGACCAUUGACAUUAUAAGCCUGUAACAUAAAUGGGAUGAGAGUAGCUUCCGAUGUCAUAGAUGAUGAAUUCUCAAAGUAGAAGUUGAACAACGAACAUCAUGUAGUCGUUGUUUGAUGAUUGCGAACCAUUCUCAUCUAGCACGACGAGCACCACUUCAUCCUGUGCGGUCUCGAAAACGAGAUCGUAUUACCCACUUGGUAGAGCUAACAGUAGUAGUACAUCCUGCGCCCACAACCAACACCAACCCUGUCACAAGCAGCAAUAGGUCUCAGGAGGAAACUAACGAAAUUAACCAAAAAACAAGAAGGCUCAGAUUAUACCGAAACUGCGCGCACUUAUGCGACAUUAUUGCACAGGAGGACCGCACAGGCAAACUUUAGUUUUCGAUCACGA
Molecule: messenger RNA, 2392 nt
Organism: Amoebophrya sp. A25
Lineage: Eukaryota; Dinophyceae; Syndiniales; Amoebophryaceae
Source: the annotation of a GenBank genome assembly